Messenger RNA from Drosophila gunungcola (fruit fly), 1839 nucleotides. It is a transcript of the gene Indy-2, whose product is annotated as protein I'm not dead yet 2. NCBI's taxonomy places the organism in Eukaryota, Metazoa, Arthropoda, Insecta, Diptera, Drosophilidae. The record is from RefSeq and is a predicted model, not a curated record. Gene Ontology annotation, cellular component: membrane. Gene Ontology annotation, molecular function: citrate transmembrane transporter activity; succinate transmembrane transporter activity. Gene Ontology annotation, biological process: monoatomic anion transmembrane transport; citrate transport. The transcript is spliced from 13 exons. The coding region runs from base 139 to 1824 and encodes 561 amino acids.
GAGCAUCGAGGACACUGGCCUUGAAGAUGUUAGAAUAACUUAGUGAUCCCUGCUCUUUAGAUCAGAAAUAUUUCCCCUACACAUAUUAAACUGGGUUUUAGGCCUCAAUUCAAGCUACAGGCCUGAAGACCAAACACGAUGGCAGAACCAGAACCCAGGAAGUUUUUGCUGCACCGCUGCUGUAAGUUCCACUGGAAAGGAAAGGCCAACAUUAUAAUACCCCUUAUCACAUUGCCGCUUCUCGUGAUGGGUUUCAAAUACAACAUGGCGGAGUACAAGUGUAUGUACCUCAUCGUUACCAUGGCUCUCCUGUGGAUUACCGAAACCCUACCAAUCUACGUUACUGCAUUUUUUCCCAUUGUCUUCUGCCCAAUGCUUGGUCUUGUGAGUAUAGACGUAGUAUGUCAACUGUACUUCUCCAACACAGUUGUCAUGUUUCUGGGCGGUCUUAUUGUGGCCUUGGGCAUUGAGUAUUGCAAUCUGCACACUAGAAUCGCCCUGAGUGUCAUCCAGAUCGUCGGUGGAAGUCCAAGGCGGUUAUUUGUGGGACUGAUGAGUGUUAGCGUUUUCAUGGGAUUGUGGAUAUCGAACUCGGCCGGAACAGCCAUGAUGUGUCCCAUUGUCAAAGCGGUUGUCAAUGAAAUGGACGCCAACAAUAUAUACCCGGUAUAUAUGACACAAGAAGAGGAGCCAGUAGGGGAAGGCGAACCACCACAUCCGUCCAUGAUUACCAUGGCCUUAUAUAUUGGCGUGGCCUACGCCUCCACAAUUGGCGGACUGGGAACUCUGAUUGGAACCGGCACGAAUCUGGUCUUUAAGGGCAUCUACUCUCAGCGAUUUCCCACUUCCGAAGAGGACGUCACAUUUGCCAACUUCAUGAUGUACUCCAUCCCCAUUAUGGUGUUAUGCAACAUAGCGCUGGUGAUCAUCGUUAUAAUGACAACUCACAUGGGCUUGUUUCGACCCAAAAGCAAGACGGGCUUGAUCAUAAAAGAGGCUACCGCGAACCGAAAGUUAUUGGAGGAUGUUUUAAGAGAGCGUUACAAAAGCUUGGGCCCAAUGAGCUGCCACGAGAUCCAAAUGUCCAUCUUGUUUGCUAUCAUGAUCAUAGUCCUUUUUAGUCGCAAGCCAGGAUUCCUUCCAGGAUGGAGUGAAUUUUUCAGUGCCAAGCCAUUGGGUAGUUCAACUGGAGUGUUUGUUAUCGUUCUUCUCUUAUUUGCUCUGCCAACCCAAUAUGUGUUCUUUAGAUACUGUUGUGGCAAACCUCCUUUUCCCGGCCAGGCCCUAGAUGCGAUGCUAUCCUGGCACUAUGUGCAUGACCAAAUACCCUGGGGUCUACUGUUUCUGCUUGGUGGCGGAUUCGCCUUGGCCGAGGCCAGCAAAAAUAGUGGUGUUAACGUAAUGAUAGCCAGGGCCAUGCAAGUCCUUAUCGGAAUGCCAUCAAUUCCGGUGCAGCUAAUCACGAUCAUACUAAGCAUGUUUUUCUCCACCUUUAACUCAAGCGUGGUCAUUGCAAACAUUGUUAUACCGAUUUUAUGCGAAAUGGCCCUCGUUCUGGAAAUGCAUCCCUUGGUUUUGACUCUGCCAUCUUGUUUGAGCAUCAGUAUGUGCUACUUUCUACCAGUGAGCACGCCCCCAAAUGCAAUUGUUUGCAAUUAUGCCAACAUCAAGACCAAAUACUUUGCCUGUUGCGGAAUACUGCCCACUAUUAUUGGAUAUUGGCUGGUUAUUUUGAACACGAACACUUGGGGAAUGAUUAUCUUUCCGGAAGCCAAAAGUUUUCCAGACUGGGCCCAGGAAAUUAAGAACCAGAGCAAAAUCUGAUGAAGAAUAUUUUAU